CUGCAGCCGGAGCAGCUGGACUGUGGAGCGGCACACCUUCAGCACCCACUGGCCAUCGUGAACCCUGUCACAGCAUCCCCCGUGUUCACCUACAGCGGCCUGACGGCAGUGGCAGUCGCCAGCGUCAAUAACUACACCGUUGUGUUCCUGGGCACUGCCAGCGGAGGACUCCUGAAGAUUAAUCUGGACAGUACCAUGAAGGUUAUUAGCAGGAGAUCCAUUUCGGUGGCUUAUGGAGAGCCUGUCCACCCUGUCAUGCAGUUCGACCCUUCUGAUUCCACAUACCUCUAUCUGAUGACCUCUUAUCAGAUGACGCGGGUGAAGGUGGCUGCCUGCAACCAGUACUCGACGUGCACAGAGUGCCUGGCCGCUGCUGACGCAUACUGCGGGUGGUGCACGAUGGAGACCAGGUGUUCUCUGCAGCAUGAGUGCACAAACUUCACAGGGGCCAACUUCUGGGCAAGUGCAAGUGAAGGAGUGCAGCAGUGCCCUUCCAUGACGAUCUUGGAGCCUGAGAUUAAUAUCGACAAAGAGAACCCGGCCCUGAUAAUACAAAUAAAUGGGACUAUCCCAAACCUGAAUGGAACAAAUAUUUCAUGUGACUAUGGAAACAAUAUCCACACGGUAGCCAGAGUGGCUGGAGAUUACGUAAACCAAUUUAUUUAUUGCCGUUUACUUCCACGUGAGAAAUACCCAAUGUUUCCAGAUGACCAAGACCACGUGGUCGUUGAAACGGCUCUCCGGGUCAACAGCAAAAACAUUAUCCGGGCCAAUUUCACCAUCUACGACUGCAAAAGAACUGGAAACAUUUACCCGAAGAGAGCAUGCACCAGCUGCCUCUCGACCAGGUGGAAGUGUUACUGGUGCCCCUCCACCUACGCCUGUGUCUCCAACCACUCGCAGUGUGCCGACGCGCUGCAGAUGAAGGAGUUUGGCCCCAUGUCAGACGUCCCACCCUCACCCCCCGGGCUCAACCCCGGGCUGGCUGUGGUGUCCGCUCUCCUCCAGUGCGGAGGAGUGGAGGUGUAUAACUGUGCAACUGGGAGUGCUGACUGUUCUCAGUGCCUGGGGAGGGAGGACCUGGGGCACCGCUGCGUCUGGAGUGAGAGCAGCUCCAGCUGCCGGCUGCACGGCGAGUCCCCCCAGAUCUCAGAUGUCUGCCCAGCUCCGGAGAUUAAGAAG
This is a messenger RNA of Balearica regulorum gibbericeps (East African grey crowned-crane), 1182 nucleotides long. Lineage: Eukaryota; Metazoa; Chordata; Aves; Gruiformes; Gruidae. The record is from RefSeq and is a predicted model, not a curated record.